Messenger RNA from Dermatophagoides farinae (American house dust mite), 749 nucleotides. RefSeq names its product histone H2B. Gene Ontology annotation, molecular function: DNA binding; structural constituent of chromatin; protein heterodimerization activity. Lineage: Eukaryota; Metazoa; Arthropoda; Arachnida; Sarcoptiformes; Pyroglyphidae. Gene Ontology annotation, cellular component: nucleosome. The record is from RefSeq and is a predicted model, not a curated record.
UUGCGAUUUUUUUGAAAUUUUUUUUUUUUGGUUCGAAAUACUCGGCCUGUUGUAUUCGUGUGUUUGCUCUGUCUAUAAUCCGUUCUUUGUCUUUCACUCAACAAAUAUAAUUGUUAUUUGAUCAAUUUCUAAUAUCGUUCAUCGUUCAUAUCAUAUAUGGCGCCAACACCAACAACCAGUAAGAUUGAAAAGAAAAGUGCUGGAAAAGCACAGAAAUCUGUUCGUGUAUCGGAUAAAAAGAAGAAAUAUCGUCGCCGUAAAGAAUCAUUUUCGAUUUACAUCUAUAAAGUAAUGAAACAAGUACAUCCGGAUACAGGAAUAUCAUCGAAGGCAAUGUCCAUAAUGAAUUCAUUUGUCAACGACAUAUUUGAACGUAUUGCAGCCGAAGCAUCGAGAUUAGCACAAUACAAUAAACGAACAACAAUUACUUCGAGAGAGAUACAAACUAGUGUACGAUUAUUGUUACCGGGGGAAUUGGCCAAACAUGCUGUAUCGGAAGGCACAAAAUCUGUUACCAAAUAUACAUCGAGCAAAUGAGUAAAAAGACAAGACAAAAAAACAUACACAUCAUCAUCAUCAUCUGUAGAUCAGUGUAAAAUUAAUUCAUAUUCUCACACAUUUUCAUCUCUAAUAAAUGAAAAUGAAAAAAAUGUGCAAUUUUUAAACUAUGUCAUUAAUUGAAUUGGAAAGCUGUGUAAUAAUAAUGAUAAUUUUUUUAUAAAAAAUAAAAAAUUUAGUGUAAAAUAAUA